Messenger RNA from Beta vulgaris subsp. vulgaris (sugar beet), 1413 nucleotides. Its product is annotated as F-actin-capping protein subunit alpha. Gene Ontology annotation, biological process: actin cytoskeleton organization; barbed-end actin filament capping. Gene Ontology annotation, molecular function: actin filament binding. Bases 279 to 1208 code for a protein of 309 amino acids. Lineage: Eukaryota; Viridiplantae; Streptophyta; Magnoliopsida; Caryophyllales; Amaranthaceae. Gene Ontology annotation, cellular component: F-actin capping protein complex; actin cortical patch. The record is from RefSeq and is a predicted model, not a curated record. The transcript is spliced from 10 exons.
AAUAAAUGAAAUCUUAGUUCCCAUUAAUUUCCAAAAUAGAAUGUUACUAAAUCUCAUUUCAAAAUUGAAACGGACAAAACAAAGAAAAGUCCCACCCUACUUGACGCAAUAAUUAAAAAGUUUCUUAUACGAGUGUCGCUAAUUCUGCGCUGAAAUCAUUUCAAACCACGUUACCUUCUCUUGUAAACACACAGCCUUCAAAAACUUCAAACCAACUCCACCUUCUAAAUUUGGAGAGAGAAAAUUCCAGAAGAGAGAGAAACAAAACCACAACUUCCAUGGCAGACGAUGAAGAAGUCUCAUCAGAAACAGAGCAACUUAACGAUAAGCAGAAACUUGAGAUUGCGAAAUGGUUUCUCUUGAAUUCUCCCGCCGGCGAAAUCCAAUACGUUUUCAAAGAUUUGAGGACGAUUUUGAAGGAUGAUAAUGUGCAUAAUUUGGCUGCUUUGGAGGCGUUUCCUCAGUAUAAUAAAUCUCAUAUGAUUUGUCUUGAACUUCCUGAUAGAAGUAGUGAUGUGAUAAUUACUAAAUUCAGUGAGGUUGCUGAGAAUGAGUAUCUUGAUCCUAGGACGGCCCAAGUUGCUAUCGUGGAUCAUGUCAAACAAGCUUGUACAGAGGCGAGACCCGCUAGUGAUGAGGAACUUCCAUCUUCCUACAUUGAGGAAUUCAGAUGUGCUCUGGAUGCUGAUAUUAUGAAAUAUGUUAGUGAAGCUUAUCCAAAAGGUGUAUGUGCAGUUUAUUGUGUAAAGGGAAAAGAUGUGGAAGAGCCAGGAUCUGAUUUUGAGUUUGUUGUUGUGAUUUCUGCCUCCAGGCUGAGUCCCCAAAAUUUCUGCAACGGAAGUUGGAGAUCAAUAUGGAAUAUUGAGUUCAAUGAUGAGGAUCAAAUGGUGGAAAUUAAAGGAAGAUUACAGGUGGGGGCACAUUACUUUGAGGAGGGAAAUGUGCAGUUAGAUGCAAAUCAUGAAUGCAGAGAUUCAACUCUACUUCAGAACCCAGAAGAUUCAGCCUUAGCCAUUACCAACAUCAUUCGGCAGCAGGAAACAGAGUACUUAGCAUCUCUUGAGGCUUCCUACUUAAAGCUGCCAGACACCACUUUCAAGGAUCUUCGAAGAAAACUACCUGUUACUCGAACUUUGUUUCCUUGGCACAGCACUAUGCAAUUCAGCUUAACAAGAGAUAUCGCAAAGGAACUUACCAUUCGGAAGUGAGCAAUGCCAAGGCUGUCCCAGUAUAUAAUUCCUCGGUCUUUGUGAAUGAGUUGGAGCUUUUAGAGUUAGAUUUCCCUCCCUCUGUAACCUAAUUUUUCACUCUUAAGGUUUAUCAAUUGUUUGAUGACAAUGCAUUUGUUUCAAUUUUGAUUUGAUGUAAAAGUGUACAGUUGAUAGAUUGAAUUCCCAUAUGAUUAAGCGAAAA